Molecule: messenger RNA, 1294 nt
Organism: Camelus dromedarius (Arabian camel)
Lineage: Eukaryota; Metazoa; Chordata; Mammalia; Artiodactyla; Camelidae
Gene: LYLDT1
Product: chromosome 11 C12orf54 homolog
Exons: 7
Coding region: 139-588 (149 amino acids)
Source: RefSeq, a predicted model, not a curated record
ACACACACACACACACAAACACACUGACCCAUUCAAAACACAGAUGCUUCCUGAACUACUGAGGCAUCUGUCCUGGUAGUUCUCCACUGGCAAGCGCUCUCUUCUCACUACACACCUGUCCUCUCCCCCUAUUCAUUUAUGUUUCCCCAGGACAUGGAGCCAUCUCCAUCUUUAGCUCCAGAGUCUCUGACUUCUGUUCAAGGACAAAUGGCACAGCAUGCCUUCCAGGAUCAAGAACAAAAGUCAGGAAGGACCUCCAAGCAGCAGAUAAGAAAACCCAUUGAAGACACAAUGAGACCAGAGGAAAUACAGGUAACAAUCACUGAAACCCUGUGGGACCAGGUGCUAAUGGCUUUUAGGGAUAUACAGAAGGAGCUCCAAGAAGAUGCUCGGACUCGAGGGAUGAGCAACUACUCCAUGACACCCAUAUCAUCUGCAUCGAGGACUGGUGUCAAGCGUUCAGAUUCUGGGAUGACCCCGAAGAUGGGAAGACUGCUGCCAAGCAGUGGAGAGCAGCCGUCAGGGGUCCAGGCCCACAAACUGAGAAGCCAGUUCUCUGAUCAAUCAGCUUGCUACCCUAGACCCUAACCCUACAAUCAAGGAAGAAGACCACCUUUGCUCCUGCCCGGUGUUUCACCCAGAUGGCCUUUCCCCUGACCUCCACCCUGCCCAUCCUGCUGUAGCCAGGAACCCAGGCCUCAUAAGUCCUCACUCCAACAUGACAGAGCAACCCCCCCAGCAGGUGUGGUCCAAUAUGAGGGAUAAUCGAGUGAGAGGGUAGAAGCCUGAGGGCAGGGCUGAGCCAGGAUCUUUUGGUCUCUGUGACUGAGGCAAAGAGCCAAACACUGCUAGGUAGUUCUUGUACAGGGAGGGAGGAGUGUUCAGGAAUCAGAGACAACUACGGGAUAGAGAAAUGGAAAAAAAGUUUAAACACACACUAGAAAUGUGAGGCCCAUUAUUCACUUCUGGAAAGUGCUCUGGAAACUUAUAUUACCUUUGGUGCUUAAUUCAGAAUCAAAAGUCAAAUACUGUAGGUCCAUAAUAGACCCCACUGUCAAGACUUUCAUUAAUAAAAUACUUGAGUGUACUGCCCUCAAAGGAACUGCUUAAGUGGUAGGCCAUUUCCUCAACCUUUUUAACUCCCCUGCUCCCUAGUUUCACCUGAUACCUAAUCUCAUAUGGAGAAAAAGACCCCCACAGAUGCUCACCUGUGUGUAGCAUACACUAAGCUAGCCACACCAUCUGUAUGACCCUGUCGAAUCUGCAUGAUGACUGAUGGAGAAAAUUAGACUGA